This is a messenger RNA of Aureobasidium namibiae CBS 147.97, 507 nucleotides long. RefSeq lists its product as uncharacterized. The annotation marks the transcript as partial. NCBI's taxonomy places the organism in Eukaryota, Fungi, Ascomycota, Dothideomycetes, Dothideales, Saccotheciaceae. The record is from RefSeq and is a predicted model, not a curated record. The transcript has a single exon.
GACGACAUCUUUGGCUCAGCACCAAACUCACCUCUGCAAUCGCCAACUCAAGACGAGAACGACAUCAAUAUCCCGGCUGCUCAGCUCCACACAUCAAAUUCAGAACGCUCAGAUAUACCCCGUCUACGCAGCGUGCACGUAACUUCCGGCUACCGCGAUGGCAUUUCCGUAUCAAAAGCCGAGCACGUCCAACACGGCUUUGACGAGGGCUUUUCCCUAGGUGCAGUCAUUGGAUUGAAAUCUGGAUGGUUGCUGGGUAUUCUCGAGGGCUUGGUCAGAGCUAUACAAUCUGCUUCUACCAUCUCAGAGCAAGCCAAGGAGGACGUGGUUGCAAAUUUCAUCACUGCGAGAAUGGAAUUGGGCUUGCAGAGUCUGUUUGGCAAAGAGUACUUUGGUGAAGACGGGAUUUGGGUGUUUGAGGUGCAAGGGGAGGGAGAGGGGGAAGUGACGUUUAGGGAUGUGGCUGAUGCGCAUCCGCUGGUGAAGAAGUGGGUGGAUGAGGUUGAG